CAUGUUUCGUUUUGGAAAGAUAAAGAUAAAGGUUUCUACUUUUUAGGUAUUUUGUGUGAUUCAUGUAACCCUCUCUGUUAUUGUCCUUGCUCUUCAAUUUCACCUGAUCCUCUGUUUUUUUUGUUUUUGGAUAAAGUUUCGAGCUUUGUGUCCUCUCUUUGUGAUCUCUUUAAUCAAAAAGGUUGAAACUUUGAGGGUUUCUAAUUAGGUUUUGGCUGAGAAAUUGAGUGUAUGCUCCUUACUGAUUAGGUGAGAUCAAAACCCAUCGGAUAGAUCCGUCAGAUCUGUUAACAAAGAGGUACUUCUUCAUCUUCUUGAUUUUGAUACUCUUUGGCUACGUUAGUGUUCAAGAACGGCGGCGUUUUGGUCUCUGUGGAUAGCUGAAUUGGAUGUUGGUAGUAUCACUGAAGAUCAUUAGAACAUUGACUUAGAGAUGAAGAAGAUUGAUUUACUCAGUUAAGGUGUGGAAGCUGUGCAUAGGAACGAACUAAUGGAAGAGAUUUCACCAGCAGUUGCACUAACUUUGAGUCUAGCCAACACUAUGUGUGACUCUGGAAUCUCAUCAGCUUUAGAUAUCACCGAGCUAGAGAACGUUACUGACGCAGUUAACAUGCUGUGUGAUCAGAACGGUGAGGUUGAGUAUACAAUGGAAGAAGAUGUUUCAGCUUCAGAGGUAGUCAUUAGCUUGCCUGAAGAAACUCAUCAUCAUAACGUAGCAAGAGGAGGAAGCAGAAGCGUCUACGAGCUAGACUGCAUACCUCUCUGGGGCACAGCUUCAAUCCGCGGCGAAAGAUCAGAGAUGGAGGAUGCUGUUAGAGCGUUACCACGUUUUCUCAAAAUACCAAUUAAAAUGCUUAUGGGAGGAGAUCAAGAAGGGAUGAGUCCGAGUCUCACACACCUCACUAGUCACUUCUUCGGUGUAUACGAUGGCCACGGAGGCCUCCAGGUUGCUGACUAUUGUCAUGAUAGAAUCCAUUUUGCUUUGGCUGAAGAGAUCGAGUGGAUUAAAGAGGAGCUCUGCGAGAGGCUGCAGGUGCAGUGGGAGAAAGUGUUUUUUGACUGUUUCUUGAAGGUUGAUGAUGAGGUUAAAGGGAAGAUCAACAGACCUGUCGUUGGUGCUUCUGAUGAGAUGGUUCUUGAGGCUGUUUCUCCUGAAACCGUUGGAUCAACGGCCGUGGUUGCUUUGGUUUGCUCUUCGCAUAUAAUAGUGUCAAACUGUGGUGACUCGAGAGCGGUUUUGCUACGUGGCAAAGAAGCUAUGCCUUUAUCAGUUGAUCACAAACCAGAUAGAGAAGAUGAGUAUGCAAGAAUAGAGAGAGCUGGAGGAAAAGUUAUACAAUGGCAAGGGGCUCGUGUCUCUGGCGUUCUCGCCAUGUCCAGGUCCAUUGGUGAUCAGUAUCUGGAGCCAUAUGUGAUACCAGAGCCCGAAGUGACGUUUAUGCCACGGGCAAGAGAAGACGAGUGUUUGAUAUUAGCCAGCGAUGGGCUUUGGGACGUGAUGAGUAACCAAGACGCUUGCGAGUUUGCGAGGAGACGGAUCUUGUGGUGGCACAAGAGGAAUGGAGCGUUGCCUUUAGCUGAGAGAGGUGUAGGGGAAGACCAGGCGUGCCAAGCCGCUGCUGAUUAUCUUUCCAAACUCGCUCUUCAGAAGGGAAGCAGAGAUAAUAUCUCGGUCAUUGUGGUUGACCUGAAAGCUCAAAGGAAGGUGAAGAUCAGGUCUUGAAACAGUGUAACGCUCGAGCACUUACAGUACUAUAAUUUUUUUAGUAAUUUUUUAAUGUCACAAGUUUACGUAAAAAUAAGAAGUUGAUGAUGAUGCAUAGCUAAAAGUCCAUUCCUUUUACUCAUGGACUUCAAUGUGUAUGUUAUGUAUAAGAAACAGAAGCGAAAUGUGUUUUUUUUUUGGAUAUGUUGUGUGAUAUUGGAGAUGUGGAUUAAGGAAAAUGUAAUUGAUGUUUGUCACAUCAGCCUUAAUACUUUUCUGUAAUUCAUCUUCUUCUAUGUAUAUAAAAUAUUUAUAGUAUUGU
This is a messenger RNA of Brassica rapa (field mustard), 2027 nucleotides long. RefSeq names its product protein phosphatase 2C 7. Lineage: Eukaryota; Viridiplantae; Streptophyta; Magnoliopsida; Brassicales; Brassicaceae. Gene Ontology annotation, molecular function: cation binding; protein serine/threonine phosphatase activity. Gene Ontology annotation, biological process: protein dephosphorylation. The record is from RefSeq and is a predicted model, not a curated record.